GGCGGGGCGGGCCCAGACCGUCAGCGAGAGGAAGAGGCCAGAACGGCAGGGUGAGGCGCUGAGACGGUUUAACGGCGAGUCAGGCUCUCGGGUGCACCACAGAAUCCCGAACGUGGGUGUCGUCGGAGCCCAGCGAGCGAGCGAGCGUUGGGGCUCCGGAGCAGCGGUUGCUGUCGCCGCGGACGCCGCCGUUGCCGACCCGGAGGACGCGGCCCUGAGAGGCCUUGCAGGCCUAGCGCGGCCCGCGGAGCCCGACGAGUGUGCCGUGAGUAAAACCAGCGCCCUCUGCACAGUCGCUUAACCGAUUAAGAUGGAGGAGAUUUCGUUGGCCAACCUGGAUACUAACAAGCUGGAGGCCAUCGCCCAGGAGAUCUAUGUAGACCUGAUAGAGGAUUCCUGCCUGGGAUUCUGCUUUGAGGUGCACCGGGCAGUCAAAUGUGGCUACUUCUACCUGGAGUUUGCAGACACUGGUAGCGUGAAGGAUUUUGGCAUUCAGCCAGUGGAAGACAAAGGAGCAUGCCGCCUCCCGCUUUGCUCCCUUCCUGGAGAACCUGGGAAUGGGCCCCAGACGGAGCUGCAGCGUUCACCUCCAGAAUUCCAGUAGUCACGACAUGAGAGAGGGCGACAGUGACCAGGACAAUGAUAUAGACUGGUCCCGUGGCUUGGAGGAAUAAGCUAAGUUGGAGAGAAAAUAAAUAAAUAAAUAAAAAGCAAACAAAAGUCCCAUUUCCCCUUGAAGAUCUUAGCAUUAAAAUACAAAAAACAAGAAGACAAAAAACAACAACAAACCCAAAGAGGAGAAUUUAGGAAUCCGGGUCCAUUUGAAAGGGUAUCCAGUGCCAGCCCUGAAAUCCUGCACAGGAGAAGGUCCAGAGGUGGCAUACUGUAUUUUGAGCUCUAUAAAUACACGUGGAUGUACAAGAUCCCUGAACUGCCCAUAGCACACAGGCGAGCAGCUGUGUACCCAGCCUAUAAAAUUCUUUUGUUUCUCAGAUUUUGCAUCUGCUUGAUGUCAAGGGCUUCCUGCGAAGUUUGGAUGCUGUUGAUGGUCAGGCCGUGAUCAGUCAGCUUCAGUGGACUGCUCCUCUGAUUUCUAAGCCUCCAAUUGGGCCUCUUUGAUACAAAUAGAAGUCAGGUAUGAGACUUAAAUACUAAAAAUAUUAAUUCUCUUUUGAAUUUGGUGGGAAGCCCUUGUGCCCUUGUCUACAAGAAGUUCAGAAUCACCUGUUUUCCAAAGGUCCAGCAUUUUGUGGGGACAAGGCCUCGCCUUUGACUCAUCAAAAGACCUGUCUUUCCAUUCCGCUGAGUGGCAAAGGUUUGGCAAAGGACAAGGUGGUUUACAAUCAGCUGAAGAUUUUGUUUUGAUGCUGUGAGGAUGAAGUAUACCUCCACGAUUGCAUAUCAUCUCCACCUGGAAGACUCGUGUCUUGAAUUAUAUACUGUGGACAUAAGUUUGGUGGGACAGUCCUUUCCUACUUUUGAGUUACUGGUGAUGUAACCAGUCCAUGGGUCUGACUUGAACAUUAUGACAGGUCACUGUUCUCCAGUGGUACCACUGAACUACAGAAGGACAUCAUGGCCAAGCAGGAAGCUGUUUGAAAAUUGAGCCAGGAGGGAACUUUUUCCAUCUGCCUUCAAUAAUGUGAAUGAGUUUAGUGCUAAGAGCCCUGAAACAGGCCUGGUUUACCUGGUAUGGUUGCAGAUUCCCUUCUUCAAUUGGGCUGUCAGACCUCUGCUAUGGUGAAUAAGACUGUCUCCACCUUCUCUGCCCUCACAAAUGACAGUUGGUCACUUGGUCCUCAGGACCUCCUUACAGCAGGGGCUGUUUUUUUCUUGUUGGAAGUUGGAAGGUUGGGAAUUUCCUGACUUUGGAGGCAGGGUUAGAUGUAAACAGGAAGUGAGUGGCAUAUCAAAACUGUUCUGUUUUAGUCCCUAAAUGGGGGUUUAUGGAGGGUGGGAGUCGUGAGGUGAGCAGAAAAGAAAGGUGCUGCUUUAUUUGAAAUGUUUUCUUACCUCAUUCUGUGCCCCAGUAAAGGGUCCAGCCUCAUCUGUCUGGCUUGGCCCUGUUCCUGUCACUGCUCCACUGCCUAUCUGGUGCAGCUCAUGAUCCCAGGUGCUGCUUGCCACUCUAGGUUUUAUCUUGACCAGUUUCAGCUCAUCUUCCAGUGCUCCUGCUCUGAAGCCUACACAAGUUUCCUUUUUCCUUUUGUUUUGUUGUCAUUUUCUAACUUUUUAAGUUCUUAUGUUGGUUUUGUUUUACCUGUUUUUAUGGAAGCCUUUGGGGAGAAUCUCUCAUGGCUCCCUCUAUUUGGAUUGGAAUAACAACAAAAAAAAAUUUCUUUUUUAAAUUUACAAGGCAGUGUCAUGUCUAAAUGUUUCUCUUAUACAAGCCUGCCUUGCUGGUAUAUCUCCCUGCCUUGUCAUAAGUUCUUUCUUCCCAUCGAUACUUGGAUACUGCCUCUUAGGACUUACUGCAGAACCGUGAAUGCUAGCAUACACAAGGAAGGAGUUGAUUCUGCUCCACUUUUCUAUCCCUAUUGUGUAUGUAUCUUCCUUCUCCCAGGAGCUAUUUGAACUGUGUGAACUAAUUUGGAUUACUGUACUCAAGAGUUAAGGAAACUAUAGUGCUUGGGCCUUUAGACUAUCUGUUAUUGCCUUCUCAGAGUUUUACAGCUCAGGGUUAGGGCCUAGUUAAGUUUGGAUCAUUAGUCCAAGAAUUGAGAGAACUUGAAUAACACCUUGGCAGAAGCUAAAAACGCUUUUAGAAGAUAACUUGCUACAUGAGUUCUUUAAAAACAUUCAAUGAGUUCUGGGAAAAAAGCAGUCUGAGAUUCCUGCUUAUGUAAAAUACUUGGGAAACAUGAAAGGGAGAGAGGCCAUGGCCCACUCACUCUUGCCUUCAGAUAGGGAACUCAAAUGUGACUUUAGUUUUCUUGCCUUUUCUGGUUAGAACAUAAAGAUGUGGGUGGUAGUUUGGGAUAAUGGUUUGCUCAUAUUACUUCCCUCUUUUGUUAUUGUUUUUUAAUUUCUGUCUCCAACAUUUCCAUUAGGGCCAUAGCUCCCCACUCUGUGUAGAUUAAAAGGUGGGUUCAGUCCAGCAAUUAUUGCCCUGAGGGAACAAACUACUUUUUUGGGAGCAAAUGUUCUCCACCAUAUAGUUGACAGUGGUUAGGAACUCUCCCCUUCCCCUACCUUUCCUGUAUCAACAGAAUUCUAUCCUUCCUCUUCUAUUAAUUGUAUUGACCACCCUGUAAUCCUAUUAUGUAUCUGAGUGUAUGUAUAUGGGGGAAAGGGGGUUCUUUAAAUUUUCUGUGGUUUGUGGUUUUUUUUCUUCAGUAAAUUAGUUGCCACCACCGCAUGCCCAGGAGCCACUACCUGGCAUUAUCGCAUGCUGGGAUCAUUGGGGGAGGGUAGUGUGAAAUUCACCACUGUCCUUUGUUUUGGAGAUUCUUAUUUUUUAAUAAGUAAUCCAGUCCUAUACAAAUAGCUAAUUAACUCUUGUGUUCCCCCUGCCCAUAUGGCUGCUGGUGUAAAUAAAUUGCAUUUUCCCAUUGCUAAACAAUAAUAAAAUUAAAAAAAAAUA
This is a messenger RNA of Grammomys surdaster, 3583 nucleotides long. It is a transcript of the gene Atxn7l3b, whose product is annotated as ataxin 7 like 3B. The record is from RefSeq and is a predicted model, not a curated record. The transcript has a single exon. Lineage: Eukaryota; Metazoa; Chordata; Mammalia; Rodentia; Muridae. Gene Ontology annotation, biological process: regulation of gene expression. The coding region runs from base 311 to 604 and encodes 97 amino acids.